Molecule: messenger RNA, 1422 nt
Organism: Penicillium daleae
Lineage: Eukaryota; Fungi; Ascomycota; Eurotiomycetes; Eurotiales; Aspergillaceae
Product: phosphatidylinositol-specific phospholipase C
Exons: 1
Coding region: 1-1422 (473 amino acids)
Biological process (GO): lipid metabolic process
Molecular function (GO): phosphoric diester hydrolase activity
Source: RefSeq, a predicted model, not a curated record
AUGGUCGCCGAACUUCUCACUAUCCGCAAUAACACCAGCACUCCGAUAAUCCUCAAGCGCAUUGAGCGCUUCGAGGCUCCCAAGGAGAGCAGAGGUGAUGACAUCGCCACAUUGGCAAAGAACUUCACCCGGGUGUUGACCAACAUAACUCGUACUGUUGAGCCUGUCAAGGCCAUUCACGUCGACACUCGUCCCUUCGAGGAGCACAAUGAUGUCGACAUCCGCGUGGAGCCCUUCACAACCAACAGGACUGAUCGAAAGACAUUCAUCAACUCCGAUAGGGAGCGCAUGCGCCUGACUUUUGAGGUCGAUGGCGAGCGUCACUCCAUCCAAACGCCUGUGCCAACUACAGAGUCGGCCACCAUGAAUUCCGAGUCCGAGAACCCCAGGUACCGCUUCACGGGCAUCUACGUGACCGCAGAGUCGCACCUGGCGAUCUUCUCCUCGGCUAACCUGAACGCAUGGAUGGGCGAGCUGCGCGACGAUACGCUGCUCUCCGCACUUUCCAUCCCUGGCACUCACAACUCGCCUACCUGCCACGUCGCCCCGCCCUCAGUGCGCUGCCAGGCCGUCAGCCCGCGCGAGCAGCUGAAGAAUGGAGUGCGUUUCUUCGACAUCCGCGUCCAGCCCCAGUAUCCCGAUGACCCUGCAAAGGAUGAACUGGUUCUCGUCCACAGCGUCUUCCCUAUCUCGUUGACCGGUAACAAGUACUUCCGCGACCUGAUGAAGGAAGUCAACGAGUUCCUGGAGCAGAACCCCUCUGAGACGCUCAUCAUCUCCCUCAAGCGCGAGGGUCCCGGUAACGCCAAGGAUGAGCAGCUUGCCAACAUUCUAUCGCGCCAUUACGCCCGUCCCGAUAGCCGCUGGUGGGUGCGGCCCAAGAUCCCGACUCUGGGCGAGGCCCGGGGCAAGGUCGUUCUCGUCCGUCGCUUCGAUCUGCCCGAUGAGCUCAAAGGAGAGCACGGCGGUAAUGGAUGGGGUAUUGACGCCGCUGCGUGGGCUGAUAACACCCCCAAAGCGACAUGUCCCAGCGGCCAUCUCUGUAUCCAGGACUUCUACGAGGUCCAGGAGACCACCAACAUCGAGAAGAAGAUCGAGUAUGUCAGGGAACAGAUUGAUCGGGCGAGUAAAUGCCGCUAUCCGUUCGGUGUGCUGCCCGGUCCGGUGGAGGCUCGCGAGUAUCCUUUUUACAUCAAUUUCCUUAGUGCGAGCAACUUCUGGAAGACCAAUACCUGGCCUGAGAAGAUUGCUGCUAAGGUGAACCCCGCCACGGUGGACUAUAUCUGUCGUCGCCCCACCGACGGGGACGGUGACUGCUCAACCGGUAUCUUGGUGACAGACUGGGUCGGUCUGGAUGGAGAUUGGGAUCUCGUGCGCUGCAUUGUCGGUAUGAAUGCCAAGCUGCGCUUGAGAGAGAACUAG